Molecule: messenger RNA, 2705 nt
Organism: Lolium rigidum
Lineage: Eukaryota; Viridiplantae; Streptophyta; Magnoliopsida; Poales; Poaceae
Exons: 6
Coding region: 59-2317 (752 amino acids)
Biological process (GO): protein transport
Source: RefSeq, a predicted model, not a curated record
AGAGAGAGAGGCAAGGAAAGGGGGAAGGAGGAGGAGGCGGCGGCAGGGGAGGUGAAAGAUGUUUGACAGCCUGCUCAACUCCAAGUUCCACAACAAAUGCAAGCACGCGAUCAAAUGCACUCGGACCCGGCUGGAUCUGGUGCGGCGGAAGAAGCAGGCCAUGGUCAAGUUCCUCAGGAAGGACGUCGCCGACCUCAUCACCAACGGCCUUGAGUCGCACGCCUUCGGACGGAUGGAAGAACUGAUUGUGGAGAUGAACCAGGCGUCAAACUACGAUGUCAUCGAGCAGUAUUGCGAGUACAUAGCCAAGCAGCUCAACAUCCUGCAGAAACAGAGUGAAUGCCCUCACGAAGCCUUGGAACCUGUAUCAACUCUGAUUUUCGCUGCUGCUAGAUACCCUGACUUGCCUGAACUGUGUGACCUCCGACAUGUAUUCACAGAGAGAUAUGGGGCUUCCAUUGAACCUUUUGUUAGCUCUGAGUUUGUUCAGAAGCUUCAGAACAAGUCAUUUACUAAAGAGGAGAAGUUGCUAGUGAUGCAAGACAUUAUUGAAGAAUUUGCACUCCCAUUUAAUAUCAAGGAAAUUGAACGGAAGAUAUCUGGUGUACCUCAAAAUAAAAAGGAUCUUCUGAAGAAGGGUUCAUUUAACGGUGUAGAGGUUGAAGCAUCAGGGCGCAAUGGACACAAGGUUGAUAAGCAUGCUGUGCUUGAAAGGAAAUCUAAAUCCAUACCUGAAGGGCGUGACCGCAGGCAGGAAGUUCAGAUAAAGCCAAAAGAUAUUCAUGUUGUUCCUGAUUGCGUUGGUCAAGUUGGCGAGAGAAGCAGGAAGAACUAUUCAGAUAAACCUACUGAGAAGAAGCAUAUGGAUAAUGAUGUCCUUCCUUUGGACAUGAAGCGAAGGAAUGGUCCAACAGAGGUCAAGAAAGAUGAGAAAAAGGGUGGUCAAUCUUGGAGGGAACUGAUGAAUGCACAGGAGUUGGAUCUUAACGGCUCAAAGAAACAGGAGGUUGCUGCGGCAAAACCUCUUCAGAGAGAAAUCAAGAAGAUAGUUCCUCCAUACACAGAACUAAAGGACACUGAGAAGAAAAAUGGCUACCAUCGGGCCCACAUGGCUGGUGGCACUGAUCAUAAUUGGGGACAUGCUGACUUGGGGCUUAAAACCCUGGGCCUGGAAAAGCAAGGAACUGAGUCAGCUAGCACGUUGAACGGUAACACAGCAAACAAAGUUCCUCCUUAUUCUAAGCCAUACAGAGGAAUGAGUGAGAAGCCUGCUGAAGACGAUAAUAUUGGUUUGUAUAAUCAAACACGGCAUAUAGGAGAGUUUGGACAGUCUGUGCAAGAUAAGCAGCAAAUGCCAGAGAAGAAGGCAGUUAAUAUGCGACCUCCCUAUGUUAAGCCCAACACUAACAUGAAAUCUGCGCAUGAAAAUCCGACAAAUGAAACUGCUAAUGGGUACAAGCAUAAUGGUUCAGAAGCGACAGGUCACCGGAGAGAUGGUCUGGCUGCUGAUGAUGCACCUCGGCCUGUCUCAGUUAGAAGGAGAAGUACCAAGCCACCUGUACAUGGUUCUCCAUACAAUGAAGUGGGUAGCGAUGAAAAGAUUGCAAACCAAACACCUGGUGGCCGAACAAGACGCUCAGCGUAUGAUGAAGCAAUGAAUGAUGAAAAUAUGGCAAACCAAACACCUGGUGGCCGAACAAGACGCUCAGCGUACGAUGAAGUGACUAAUGAUGAAAAUGCGGCAAACCAAACACAUGGUGGCCGAACAAGACGCUCAAGCAACAGGAAUGGUCCUGGUGAUGACUACGAACGACGAAAACACUCAAGCAGGCAGAAUGGGUCAGCAAGCGGCAGUGACUACCAGACAGAGGAAGAUGAGACGGACAAUGCGAUUGACUUCGGCAAUCUUCUGCCGCGGGCACCUAGCUCGCAUCGGAAACACAGGAGCAGGAGUGCCCAUCCCCGUGAAGGCGGCAGCCACGACGACGAGGAAAGGAUGAUGGACAAGCUUCUGAGGCACUACAGCAAGAAGGGCAUGGAGAGGGAGGAGGAGCACAGGACAAGGACAAAAUCCCGGACCCCUCGCCCUCGAGCCGAUCACCCUGCUGAUGGCAACAAAGAACGAUCCAGCAGAGAUCACCCAGAAAGAGCCGUAUCUCUGCCCACAGAAUCUGACUCCCCAGUUGCGAAGCCGAAGACUCCUCCUCCUGCUCGGUCCAUGUCACUGCAGCCGGACACAACUAGGGGCAACGUGCACCCGAGAAUGCCGGACUUCGACGAACUGGCUGCGCGAAUCAGUGCUCUGAAGAGGGCGUGAGCUGCCUACCAUGAGUGUGUCUACGCUCUUGAGGCUUCAGCAAUCGGUAUUGUCCGUGUUCUAAUCGCAGCAUCUCAUGAUGCAGAUCACAUGAAUCAGAGGAUGAUCUCAUGAUGCAGAUCACAUGAAUCAGAGCAUGCUCUUCCUCGGUGGCCUUGUUUCGACCUUUGUUUCUUUCUUUUGGUGGUAUACUUGCUUGCAUUGCGUUGCAUUGCUCCCUGUGUGAUGUCUAGGUAGAUGAUUGGUAGGAGAAGUUGAAUGGGCGAUUGAUAGGCAUACCAUACGAUAUGUGCUGAAGUGGAUGUGGUUGUUCGGUGUACUCAUGUUCUCAGUUGUCGGAGUAUAGAUGCCGUUGAUGAGGCUAUAAUGAAGUGAUGAUUCUUCCUUC